GAAAUCCCCCUCGUCGUCACCUCUGGCUUGACGUCACCCCCUCGCCAUCUCCCCCCAUCGCGACGACGAUGUUGCCCGUCGUGCAAGAUUGAAGCCAGCAGGUGGAUCGUUCUCGUCGCGCGUGAGAGGAGCUAACGAAGACGCCACCGCUCCGCCCCGACCGCCACCAUGUCUGGCGCCUUCGACGAGUCGGCCAGCCUGGAGGAGAACACCGACAGUUUCUGGGAGGUGGGGAACUACAAGCGCACUGUGAAGCGGAUCGACGACGGUCAUAGGCUCUGCAAUGACCUCAUGAAUUGCAUCCAGGAGCGAGCUAAAAUCGAGAAGUCCUACUCCCACCAGCUUACCGAGUGGUCGAGGAGAUGGAGGCAGCUGGUUGACAAAGGUCCUCAGUACGGCACCGUAGAACGUGCUUGGAUGUCCCUGAUGACAGAAGCGGAGAAGGUGAGUGAUCUUCACCACGAGGUGAAGAACAACCUGAUGAGCGAAGACUUUGAGAAGGUGAAGAACUGGCAGAAAGACUCGUACCACAAACAGAUGAUGGGAGGCUUCAAGGAAACCAAAGAGGCGGAUGAAGGGUUCAAGAAGGCCCAGAAGCCCUGGGCUAAAAAGUUGAAGGAGCUCGAGGCCGCCAAGAAGGCGUACCACAUGGCCUGCAAAGAGGAGAAGCUGGCAUCUACCAGGGAGGCCAACGGCAAAUGCGACGCCUCUGUGACCGCUGACCAUCUGAAAAAACUUCACGAGAAAGUGGACAAGUGCAAACUGGAUUCGGAGAAGUUCAAGGACAAGUACGAAAAAGCUUUGGAUGAGCUAAACAAGUGCACACCUCUGUACAUUGAGAACAUGGAGCAGGUCUUCGACCAGAGUCAGCAGUUUGAAGAGAAGAGGUUGAGCUUCCUCAGGGAGGUGCUCCUGGACGUCAAACGCCACCUCAACCUCACGGAGAACCAAAGUUACGCGUCAGUGUACCAGGAACUUGAACAUGCCAUCACGUCAGCCAGCACUCAAGAAGAUCUGCAGUGGUUCAACAGCAACCAUGGCCCCGGCAUGCACAUGAACUGGCCGCAGUUUGAGGAGUACAACCCGGACCUCACCCACAGCAUCACUAAGAAGGACAAGGCAAAGAAAGGCGAUUCCAUCAUGCUGACCCACGUCACGGCAACAGCUGACAGGGCCCAGGCUGGAGAUCACGGCAGCGUGAGCAGCUACGAGAAGAACCAGGCUCACACGGCCUCCAACGAGUGGUCAGACGAGGAACAGACGCGCCCCAAUUCGGCCAGCGACACCAACGGCGGUUCCAAUCCCUUCGACGAGGUGGCCGGCGGCGGCGUGAGAGUCCGGGCGCUGUACGAUUACGAGGGCCAGGAGCAGGACGAGCUCAGUUUCCGAGCAGGCGACGAGCUGACGAAGUUGGAGGACGAGGACGAGCAGGGCUGGUGCAAAGGUCGCCUGGACAGCGGUCAGUUGGGUCUCUACCCGGCCAAUUAUGUGGAGCCGAUCUAACCCUCUCACCGCCGAGAACGCCGGGACAAACUCUGAACUGGACUCAACAACCCAGGCCUGGAUGCACAUUGACCACCUUUUUCAGUCUUUUUCGAGCACCCAAACUUUCCUUUAACCAUUCAGGACCAUGUGACGCUUAAUUGCUGCGUUUUUAUGACACAGUCUUCAAAGCGGUGCCUGGAUAAGCAAGAAUGAGCUAUGCAUUGUGCAUUCCAUGUAUGUAUUUACGUAACUGUUUUUUUUUACCACCUGGAUGCUUGUACAGGGUUCGCGCCUCAUGCGUUUUCUGUCAUUGUGAGUAUUUGACAUAUUUAGCCUUAACGGAAUAGUCCAGGGUGAGAGCUCACAUGCCACGGACAGGCUAUGUUAGCGUUUGCGCUCACAUUCACAAUGGACCUUUGCGACUGGCGAUCUUGAGCUCCGCCCCCUUGGCUACGUUUGCCGUGUCCCACAAGCUUCCAAAAAUGGCGACUAAAUAGAACAGUUUGAAGUCGAUGCUCUCACGCGUAUUCCAGAUAAUAUUGCGGUAUGUUUUUUGCCAAAUGUGUCAGACUUGUCCAAGAGAGUUCUAUUUCGCGAUCGAUGCAAAAAAAAAAAGUUUGACGACUCACAAACUUCAUAUUGAAAUCCAACAGGAUAAAAUAGUGGAAUCGUACUGCGCAUGUAAAGCAGGGUGAGUACUUUUUUCUUGGAAAGAUCACGAGUAAUAUCAUGGCAGACUUUAUAAGUGAGCGGCGUAUUAAUUUGACUUGGCUCGUUAUGGAAGCCAGUGCUCUGUCAUAAAAGUCUGAUGUGAUACAAAUGGGCAAAUACACAUUUCUCUCGCAUGACAUGGCGCAUUUACGCAUCACUAACCCGACUCUAAAACAUGACACACUUCUUUCAGCAGGUCAGUGAUACACUUACAAAGUGAAAGUUGUUCUCCUGCAAUGUAUAAAGCACUGAUAAUAAUUCAAUCAAACAUAGAGAAGAUACUUCUCCCUCACUUACCUUCGAACAUACAGCCUUGUGUUUGUUGAUAUUUUUCACAUUUAGUUGUAUGUGCGCUCUUCCGCGAGCCUUAAUCCGUCGUAGACACUUCGUAAACUGUGUUUUAGGCUUUGGAAAAUGAAUCAACCCGGCCCCGGGAUAUCUUUUAUCAGAAUCGCACGUUCCCCAAGCGCAUUUUCUUUGUAACAUUCACUUUUCCAAGCGCCUGCUACUGACAACCAGCAUUGCUUGUGGGACAACAUGGCGGCAGGGGCGCGUCAAGCCAGGUGGGAAGACAAUGCGGCUAUCUGAUUGGCUCUUGUCGUACGAGGGAUUGACAGGUCGGAAUGGUCCAUCGUGUUCAAUUUAUGACUUCACUGAACCUCAUGUGCAUGUCUUUUUAAAAUGUGGGAGGAAACCAAGGCCAAGGUUCAAAUCCAGAAACUCCAACCGGUGAGGCAGACAUGCCAACCAUUGGGACACCGUGCUGACCAGCUGUCUACAUCCGAUCAGCAAAAAAAAAACAUUUUUACACUUCCGUCUACUGAAAUGUCAGACCUGCUCGCAGUUAAAGUGUUUUUUGCGCUCAAAUAAGAUAAGCUGACCGAUUGUAAGAGAACAUUUAGGUGAAAUUUGACGGACAAUAAACCUUUUGUAAAAUGAGCAAUGUUCGUAUUGCUAACACGUAGCCACUUGGUGUCACAACACGAUGGAGUUGCUGCUCCUUUGCCAGUUUUCCAUCUUAGUGCUAAAUUGAUCAGGUCCUAGAUUUAGUUGAUAUUUUUGGGAUCAUGGCAGUUGCGGGAAAAGGUAUUUGUAUUUUCUCAUUUCAACGUUUAACACCAAAUGCGUUCACUUGUGCCGGACCACGUUUCCCAUCUUUGUGCUAAGCUAAGCUAUUCAGAAACUAGAAAAAAAAAUUUGUUCUCAGGAGACAAAAGUACCCACAAAUCAGAUUAUUACUCGCGCACCUCUGCUACACAAGACAAUAAGACACACACAACAAUAACGGCAUAAAGGUUUUUAUUUCUUUGAACAUUUCGGGCCUGAUCCGUUAAGUUUUGUUUUAUUUUUGUGUACGUUACGUUUGCAAUUGUAAUGUGUAGCCACCUAGCAUGCUAAUGUAAGGGCAAGGGCGGGAACGCAGAAGCAGAAAAUAUUUUAAAGGCUAUUUAGUCACAUUUAAUGAGGGUUGCGAAAUUAUAUCGAGCAGGUCGGCGGUUUAUUGUCACAAAUGGCAGACUAUUCCUUUAUCGCUUUGACGGUUUUUUUUUUUUUUCUUGUGCUUUUUUGGGGAGUAGCUAAAGAGGCAAUUUGUUUACGUUUUUCUUUGGAAUGAAAUGCAGGCUGAAAGGGACGGUUUAGCUGAACAGCACGUCUUCAUCUUUCGUUUUUCCCAAACUUCGGUGUGGGGGGA
Messenger RNA from Syngnathoides biaculeatus (alligator pipefish), 3889 nucleotides. It is a transcript of the gene pacsin1b, whose product is annotated as protein kinase C and casein kinase substrate in neurons 1b. The record is from RefSeq and is a predicted model, not a curated record. Gene Ontology annotation, cellular component: endosome; cytoplasm; plasma membrane. Lineage: Eukaryota; Metazoa; Chordata; Actinopteri; Syngnathiformes; Syngnathidae. Gene Ontology annotation, biological process: plasma membrane tubulation; positive regulation of dendrite development; neuron projection morphogenesis. Gene Ontology annotation, molecular function: phospholipid binding; protein binding.